AUGGCUCCCCGACCUAUUUUCGCUGCUACUCACCCCAGAGCUUGCUCUACGGCUUUUGAAAGGGUGUUUAUGGCUCGCCGUGAUAUCCUAGAGUGUGCUCACGAGCCGUUUGGUGAUGCCUUUUACUUUGGCCCAGAGUUUAUGAGCGACCGGUUCAGGGAUGAUGUUGCCACUCGCCAGAGCUCACAGUACCGGGAUACUACUUACAAGAGUGUCUUGGAGAGACUUGAGGAUGCAGAAAAAGAGGGCAAACGCCUAUUCAUCAAGGACAUGGCAUACUACCUGAUGCAACCCGAUGGCAAGCCAUCACAAAUCGCACCCUCUCUUGGAGGCGGCGAAGAAGCCGGAAACCCAACAGUUCUGCCUGUCAACAUACUAAAGCGCUUCCACUUUACCUUUCUCAUCCGCCACCCCAAGCGCUCAAUCCCUUCUUACUACCGCUGCACCAUCCCUCCCUUGAGCGAGAUCACCGGAUUCGACUACCUCAUGCCCAACGAGGCGGGCUACGUAGAGCUUGUUCGGCUCCUAGACUUUUUGCUUGAGCGUGGAAUCGUCGACAAGGACCACAUCACGGCCAUUGACGCGGAUGAUCUGCUUGACAAGCCGGAGCAGGUUAUCCGAGAGUACUGCGCGAGGAUCGGCGUCGAUUUCAAGCCGCAGAUGUUGAAUUGGAGCGAGGAGGAUAAGGAGCAUGCGGCGGAGAUGUUUGCCAAGUGGAAUGGCUUCCAUGAUGAUGUGCUCAAGACGAAUUGUUUCCAGGCACGAUCUCAUGCUCAGAAAACCUCAACCGUUGAGUCUGAGAACAAGGAAUGGUCGGAAAAAUAUGGUCCUGAGGCGCAAAAGCUGAUUCGCCAGACCGUUGAUGAGAAUAUCCCCCACUACGAAUAUUUGAAACAAUUUUGCAUUUCUGUUUAA
Trichoderma gamsii is the source of this 915-nucleotide messenger RNA. RefSeq lists its product as hypothetical. Bases 1 to 915 code for a protein of 304 amino acids. NCBI's taxonomy places the organism in Eukaryota, Fungi, Ascomycota, Sordariomycetes, Hypocreales, Hypocreaceae. The record is from RefSeq and is a predicted model, not a curated record. The transcript has 4 exons.